UGACGUUAGGGGUGGAGAAGGGGAUUGUUCAUAAUCAUAAUGAACUGACGUCAUGAUUGGCAGUAGCCUUUGUCUGAGACAUAAUAUUGAUGAAGUCUUGGAACUGAAUGCUUAAUUUUGUAUUCAUGCUCGACCACAAUUUGAAAGGUCAAGUAACGUAUCCUGUUCAUUGAAUGAAGGUCGUGUUUUUAAGAGUAGCAACCAGCAGGACAUGUCCAGUUUGAAACGCACACAAUGCGGCUGUGGGUUGACCACAACGAUGCGAUCGCGUAAAGUGUGUUACGACGACUACAACAGUAAGUUCUGGGUGGAGUCGCGGCUGGAAGCCCUAGAGAGACAGUGUGCGGCGCGAAUGCCCGACAUCGCAGUUCUAAACAAAUAUCAGGACAAUAGGUACAGCGUGAUGGAAAGACAACUCGAGGCGGAGAGGAGGAGGUUUUACAGAAAAAACUUGGUUGUAUUUAAUAAACACAAACAAAAUCUGAUAGACCACGUUGCUUAUAAACGUGUUCUUUUUCAAAAGACGUUGGAAAACAAUCGUGCAAAAUCUGAAUCGAACAUUCACAACCAAUUCAACUGUCUUGGCAUUUGCAGACUGGAUGUCCAGUCACAGAUCGAGGAGAAGAGGAAAGACUUCUGCCCGACAUUUCGCAGACUGAACGCCGCCAAGAAACUCUUGGAAGCCCAACGACAGCCGAAAGUGCAAGAGCCGCCGAAAGAGCACGAGUCGCCCGUCGGUAAGGUCCGCCGAAUCAAACGGCGGGAAUCAUUCUACUUAAUUGGGCCAAGUCCUAAUCGCCAUUGCUCAUGCAUCCUUUCUACCUACUGCUAACGUAGAUUGUCUUGGUAAACAAGGCCGUACCUAGACUGAAGAAAGGGGGAUGGGCAGUUGAAUUGGGUUUUUUUAAAGACUUUUAGUUGGAGAAAAUCCAUUAUUACUGUUGCCUAAUUACUUUUUCCUACCCCCACCCGGGCACCCCCAUGUCAUUUUAGGGUUGGUACGGCCCAAGUAAACCUAAUGUAAAUUCGGUUCACUAGUUCUGCUUGUAAAUCAAAAUAUUCAGUAAAUGAUGGAGAUAGGGUUGCAAAGACGUAGGCGUCGGAACAUGGCAGAAGCUGGGGGCGCGGUGGUGUGGGGAACGAUGUUAAUUCACAUUUCAACUGAGCAGCAACACGUACAUUGUAGUCACCACAGCGUUUAGAGUUAUAGAUUGUAAUUUGUUUGUUAUGUUCUGUAUCGUAUGGAGUAUUACGUUAUAUUUACUAGUACAUGAAUUACGGUAGUUAAAGAUCAUGGAACCACUUUUUCCGAAGGAAAAAAACAACAUGGUUGUAUUUAAUAAACAAAAACAAAAUCUGAUAGACCACGUUGCUUACAGACUCGUUUCGGUGAAUGCUUAAUAAAUGAGAUCGCAGAUUUA
This is a messenger RNA of Gigantopelta aegis, 1421 nucleotides long. RefSeq lists its product as uncharacterized. The record is from RefSeq and is a predicted model, not a curated record. The coding region runs from base 212 to 832 and encodes 206 amino acids. The transcript has 2 exons. Lineage: Eukaryota; Metazoa; Mollusca; Gastropoda; Neomphalida; Peltospiridae.